This is a messenger RNA of Ochotona princeps (American pika), 1878 nucleotides long. Its product is annotated as basic proline-rich protein-like. NCBI's taxonomy places the organism in Eukaryota, Metazoa, Chordata, Mammalia, Lagomorpha, Ochotonidae. The transcript is spliced from 5 exons. Bases 1 to 1878 code for a protein of 625 amino acids. The record is from RefSeq and is a predicted model, not a curated record.
AUGCCGGGCCCCGGCCCCGACCCGCCGCCGCCUCCCCGGAGCAGCGCGGCCGGGGCCCGGGGGCGGCUCGGGCCCCCACCCGCGGGCCAGGGCUGCGCGGCGGGGCUCGAGCGCCCGGCGCUGGGGGGCCCGCGUGCGCACGCACCGUCCGAGCCACGCGGGCCCCGAGGGGCCGAGCAAGCCGCGGCCGCGCCGCUCGCCGCUGCCCCUUCGCGUCUCUCCGCUGAGGGCGCCCUGGCGAAGAGGCUGCAGGCUCCGCCGGGCGAGAAAAACCCCAAUGAGACGUCUAAGUCGUCCAGAAAGCGCAAGGCGCUGGAGAUUCUUGGGACGCGGGCUCUGCGGCUCCGCGGUCAUCUCCCGCCCCCUGCGGGCCGCCCCAGCCGGCCGGCGGCCCCCGGGCACCCGCCGGGCCUUUCCCGCGCAGCGGGCACGGCUGCGGCCCUGCCAGCCGGCCGGGAUUCUCCGGCACCUUCCUUUGUCCUCGCCCUCGCCCGAGCAGAGGCUGCGCCCCGCGGCCGCCCCCCGGUGCUUGGAACACCAGAGCCGGCCGCGCAGAAGACGAGAACGCGCGGCCACGGCGCCCCAGCUGCCCCGGAGUCCCGCAGGCCCCGGAGCUGCGGCGUCGCCACCCGCCGCGCGCCGGCCGCACACCAAGCCCCCCACCCCGGCGCGCCCCGCGCCGCAGCCCCGGGCAAGGCCGGCCGGCGCCAGGACGCGGAGCGAGCGCCGCGGCGGGCAGAGGCCCGCGCCGGCCCCAGAGCCGCCCAGGGGCGCGUGCCAGAAGGGCCGGACCCCCAGCUCAGGCCUCUCUCCGGGGCGCGACCCCCGCCUCCUCCGCGGCCUGAGGCGCGCUGGCCGCGCGGAGCUGCCCCGGGCCGGCUUUGUUCCCAGCGUUCGAGUCCCGCGACGCGUUCUCUCUCGCCUCCGUUACCCAAGCGCAGGCCCCUCCGCGGCUGGGGGGCGGCGACCGAGCUGCCGGCCGAGCCCGAGGCAGGCGCGCACCGGGCUCGCGCACCGGGCGCCGCGGAACCCGCUCCCUACGAAACCGGGCAGCGGAACGGAGCCGCGGCCGCCCGCGCGCCGCGGCGGCGGAGGCGACUCGAGCCCGCCCCGUCCGGGGCCGCGCGCAAACCUGCAGCCCAGCGCGGCCGGCCGCGGGCCCCGCAUACUAAUCAGCUCGUGCCACUCGGCCCCGCGCAGCCCGCGCGCUCAUUGGCCGCGCCGCCCUGGGCGCCCGGGCGCUCGUGCCGCUCGCUCGGCGUAAACAGGCCUCGCCAUAGGCGGGCGCGCGGCCAGCCAGCUGCCAAUCAGGCCGCCGCGGGGCGACUCCCGGGCCCGGUGGCGCCGAAUUCAAGCCGCGCCACUGCGCAGCUGCUCUGCGCACCUCGGUGCGGGGCCGGCGCGGGGCGGGGGCGCGCGCGCGCCCGGGCCCUGCCCGAGUCCGGCGCGCUGACCGUCCCGCCGCGGGCGCACGCUCCCCCGGACGCGGCACACGCCUGGUUUUUGUUUUAUGGGGAUGCCUCUGGCAGGUGGCGGGAGCGGGCAGAGCUCCCCUCCCAGCGCCCCCGGGGCGGCCCCGGCUGCUCCCCGGGCGCAGGCUUCUGGGCCGCUGCUGCCCCACGGCCCCGCGGACCACCCCGGGCAGAGCGGCUCGCGGGAACCGCCGUGGCGGUAAAAACGCGCGUGGCCUUCCCCCACGCCGCGCUCCUGCACGCUCGCGCCACCGGCCGCGCCUCCCGGUCCGCCGGACGGGCAGCGCGCUCCGCGGACGGGCUGCGGACUGUGGCUCACAAGCGGGUGUCCGCUCCUCCGCGGCGCCGGGCCGUGCAGGUCCAGCCCGGGAGGCGAAGGGGGCCGGACUUCUAUUCCCCGUCCUGA